Molecule: messenger RNA, 765 nt
Organism: Penicillium antarcticum
Lineage: Eukaryota; Fungi; Ascomycota; Eurotiomycetes; Eurotiales; Aspergillaceae
Product: bZIP transcription factor
Exons: 3
Coding region: 1-765 (254 amino acids)
Biological process (GO): regulation of DNA-templated transcription
Molecular function (GO): DNA-binding transcription factor activity
Source: RefSeq, a predicted model, not a curated record
AUGCCACAGAUCAGAGCGAAAAGCAAGGCUGAGGACCUUGCCCGAGUUCGCAACAAUCAACGAAACUGUCGCGCGCGCCGAAAAGAGUAUGUCCAUGACUUGGAACAGAAAGUAAAGUUCUACGAGACUACACAGAACGCUCAAGUGGAUGAAUUACAUAAAAGGAUGGAACUCCUCGCCGUCGAAAAUCAGCUGCUAAAGUAUUUUGUGGAAUCCGUAACCUCCACAAUGGACCCGACAUUUGAACAACCUUUCGCUCCAUUGCGGGAGGAUCACAGAGCUAUGACUGGGUCUGAGCUUGACUUAGAUCUGCUGGUCUCCUCGGGGUAUCCGAUGUCGUCAACUUCAAUGCCUGACGUCAGCUCUACUUUUCCGUGCCUGACACUGGACAACAACUCCAAUUGUGCGCAGACAAUCAGCAUCCCAGGUGGCACUAAGCCCAUCCAUGCUAAAGGAAGUACUCCCCGAGAGGAAAAUGCAAUUACAUCAGAUACCUAUCUGCCUGAACUGCCCCCACCUGAUGACCAAUUCUUAUACAUGUCAUCACAACUACCGGAAAAUGUGGUCCACGUUUUACAAUCACCAAAUUUCUCACAGAUGGAGUUCAUGCCACACAACGUGCUCGCCCAAGACGGGUCCCUGCCAUCAAACUCUGGAUACGCUGCCAUGAACUGUAAUCCGGGCUCGUCGAAUCUCUUAUCAGAGCACACCAUCUCUUGUUCGGAGGCCUGCAAGCUCUUGGAUCCAGUCGAAAUCAGCGACUAA